AUGUCGGUGGCGUUUUCAUCUGCGCGCCCCAGGAGUAAAGGAGAGGUGACACAGCAAAUGAUCCAGAAGAUGCUGGAUGAAAAUCACCAUUUAAUACAAUGUAUAAUGGAUUACCAAAGUAAAGGCAAGACCGCUGAAUGCACACAAUAUCAGCAAAUCCUUCACAGAAAUCUUGUGUAUUUGGCCACAAUAGCUGAUUCGAAUCAGAACAUGCAGUCGCUACUUCCUGCUCCUCCCACCUCUAAUAUGUCCAUGGGUCCAGGAGGGAUGGGCCAGAGUGGGGGGCAUGUUCCAGGUAACCUCAAUGACAACAUGGCAUCAGGAUUGCCCUCGACAUCAAUGAUCCAGAGUCAAAUGAGCAAUGGCCCCAGCCAUGCCCCCAUGCAGCAGCAGGCUGGUCAGGUGCAGUCGGCUAUGCCCUCCUCGUCUCUCAGCCUGCCAGCAAGCAGCUAUGGUAGCUCAGUCUCCGGCUACAGCCACCCUGCUCCCUCCUCCCAGGGAAGCAUGGUCCAGGGCCCCGGGCCUGGUUAUGGCUCUACCUCCUCUUCCUCCACCACGCCCUCAUCCUCUUCUUCCUCCUCCUCCUCCUCCUCCUCCCGCAGCAACCUCAACAUGCAGUCCAACCAAGUCUCCAUGAUGCAUCAGCAGUCUGCCACUCCGCACUACUCAUCAGGCCAGGCUGGGGGUCAGCAUUAUCAGGGACAGCAGGCCAUGGGUAUGAUGGGUCAGGGCAGUCAAGGAAACAGCAUGAUGUCUCAGAGGCCCAUGGGAUCGUACCGCUCUUCUCAGCAAGGAUCUGCACAGCAGUACAUGGGACAAGACGAGUUCUACGGAGAGCAGUAUGGACACACUCAGAGCUCCAGCGAGCCCAUUAACCAGCAGUAUUACCCAGAUGGUCAUGGGGACUAUUCUUAUCAACAGUCCUCUUAUGGCGAGCAAGGCUAUGACAGGUCAUUUGAUGAGACUUCACAGCAUUACUAUGAAGGAGGUAAUUCUCAGUACAGCCAACAACAGUCUCAGUAUCAGCAGAGCUCCGGCCAGCAGCAGCCCUUCAGCCAGCAGCAGUAUUCCUCCCAACAAGCCUACAGUGGGCAGCCGCAGGGAUACGGUCCUGGACAGGGAGGAUCGUCUCAGUAUCAACAGUAUCAACAGGGUCAAAGCCAACAGUAUGGAUCGUACCGCUCUUCCCAGGGAGGCCCUGGGGCGCAAACUCAGAGGCCAUACGCCUACGAACAGGGUCAGUAUGGAAACUAUCAGCAAUAAGCCACCACACUGUUUUGCGAAGGAAACGAAGUGUCGGAC
Molecule: messenger RNA, 1302 nt
Organism: Salarias fasciatus (jewelled blenny)
Lineage: Eukaryota; Metazoa; Chordata; Actinopteri; Blenniiformes; Blenniidae
Product: calcium-responsive transactivator-like
Exons: 11
Coding region: 1-1263 (420 amino acids)
Biological process (GO): positive regulation of transcription by RNA polymerase II; positive regulation of dendrite morphogenesis
Cellular component (GO): nucleus
Molecular function (GO): transcription coactivator activity
Source: RefSeq, a predicted model, not a curated record